GGAGGCGCCCCGCUCGGCAGAUCGCUUGGUCCUGCAAACGCGCGCCGGGCGCUUUCCCCGGAGCUGGGCUGUGCGUGCGAGCGCCCUUUUGCAGCAGCCACUGCCCGAGGGGGCGGGGAAGAGGGGACAUCGGCCGGCCGGCCAGGGGGCGGCGUCCCCCCUCAAAACCGCCUGCAAAGUGUUUGGGGCGGCACAAUCAGGCCGCCUGCUCGGCGGAGCAAGCCACUCGCCCCGGGCUGAGCGAGCGCACCGGGUUGGUUGGUAGAGCCGCGGUUGCUAGCGGGUGCCGGUGCCCUGGGCGCCGGGCUUGGGCUCACCAUGCCCCUGCGGGACCGGGUCGCCGGGCACAAGCGGAUUCCCGGCUUGCCCCCGCCUCGACGCGCUCGGAUUAGCUGCAGCUGGCGCCCAGGGAUUUGAAUUUGGACCCCAGGAGGGAGCGCGCCUAGGCCGACCUCGGAGUGGCGGCCCCGCGGCCAACAUGCUUCGCAAAGGGUGCUGUGUGGAGUUGCUGCUGCUGCUGCUGCUGGCUGGGGAGCUACCCCUGGGUGGUGGCUGUCCUCGAGACUGUGUGUGCUACCCCUCGCCCAUGACUGUCAGCUGCCAGGCACACAACUUUGCCGUCAUCCCGGAGGGCAUCCCAGAGGACAGCGAGCGCAUCUUCCUGCAGAACAAUCGCAUUACUUUCCUCCAGCAGGGCCACUUCAGCCCCACCAUGGUCACCCUCUGGAUCUAUUCCAACAACAUCACCUUCAUUGCUCCCAACACCUUCGAGGGCUUUGUGCAUCUGGAGGAGCUAGACCUUGGAGACAACCGGCAGCUGCGGACGCUGGCACCUGAGACCUUCCAGGGCCUGGUGAAGCUCCAUGCCCUCUACCUCUAUAAGUGUGGACUGAGUGCUCUGCCCGCAGGCAUCUUUGGUGGCCUGCACAGUCUGCAGUACCUCUACUUGCAAGACAACCACAUUGAGUACCUCCAAGAUGACAUCUUUGUGGACCUGGUCAACCUCAGCCACUUGUUUCUCCACGGCAACAAGCUUUGGAGCCUAGGUCAAGGCAUUUUCCGGGGCCUGGUGAACCUAGACCGGUUGUUGCUGCAUGAGAACCAGCUACGGUGGGUCCACCACAAGGCUUUCCAUGACCUCCACAGGCUGACCACCCUCUUUCUCUUCAACAACAGCCUCACUGAGCUGCAGGGUGACUGUCUGACCCCCUUGGUGGCCUUGGAGUUCCUUCGCCUCAAUGGUAAUGCCUGGGACUGUGGCUGCCGGGCACGUUCCCUGUGGGAAUGGCUGCGGAGGUUCCGAGGCUCCAGCUCCACUGUUCCCUGUGCAACCCCUGAGCUGCGGCAAGGCCAGGAUCUGAAGCUACUGAGGGCUGAGGACUUCCGGAACUGCACAGGACCAGCAUCUCCACACCAGAUCAAGUCUCACACGCUUACCACCUCUGACAGGGCUGCCCGCAAGGAGCACCAUCCAUCCCAUGGCACCUCCAGGGACAAAGGCUACCCACAUGGCCAUCUGCCUGGCUCCAGGUCAGGUUACAAGAAGCCAGGCAAGAACUGCACCAGCCACAGGAACCGAAACCAGGUCUCCAAGAUGAGCACUGGGAAGCAGAUUCCUGAACUGCAGAACUACGCCCCUGACUACCAGCACAAAUUCAGCUUUGAUAUCAUGCCUACCGCACGACCCAAGAGGAAGGGCAAGUGUGCCCGCAGGACCCCCAUCCGUGCCCCCAGUGGGGUGCAGCAGGCUUCCUCGGGCGCUUCCCUGGGGGCCUCACUCCUGGCCUGGAUCCUGGGGCUGGCAGUCACUCUCCGCUGAGGAUGCAGGGCACCAUUACCCAGCACUGCCACAUGUCCAGCAAGGAACAGAAUCUUUUCUUUUCUUUUUUUUUCUAUGUGGAAGAUCUGCUGGGUUUCAGGAAAAGGCUGCUAAAGCCUUCAGCCACAGUCUGGACCCUCCCUGGUGAAUUAUAAGUCCGAAGUGUACAGCUCUAGACAGGAGGGUUGGCACAUCUCACCUGGUUGUCCUGGCGCAGCACCUACGGACAGCAUCCACUCGGCACAGCGGUCAAAGGCAUGCAAAGUGAGUCAUCGGUAGUGACAGACACGUGCCCUUUGCAGAAGCUGGGCUCUGUGGAAUCCUGGUCAUCGGGAAAGAAGGGCCGACGGACCCUGCUGCUUUGGGAAGGAGCAGGACUCAGGACAAGGCUCACCAGCUGGGGCAACCAGCAAUCUCAGAGCGUUCUGGGCUCUUGCCUGAGGCCACUUAGUCAACCUGCCCAGUCCAACCCUAUGCCACCCUCAGUCCCUACCCAUGGGGAUAAUGCCUCUCAUUCCUGAUGUCUCAGGCAGUCCUGGCAGACCUGCUGGGGUCCAAGAACCAAUCACCAAAGGAAAGAUGGCCAGAGGAUGACAUUUAGAACUUCACUCGCAAUGAGAGUCACACAGAAGGUGCAGCUUUAUACCUAUGUCCACUUAUAUAUAUUCUCACUCCUUACCCACACACCCACACAAUAUAAAUAUAUAUAUAUAUAAAUAUACAAAUGCACAGGCCCCACCCACUUCUUACCAAACUGUACGUCUUAUCAUGUUUAUAAACUAUACGGGAACCUA
Messenger RNA from Peromyscus eremicus (cactus mouse), 2613 nucleotides. It is a transcript of the gene Rtn4rl1, whose product is annotated as reticulon 4 receptor like 1. NCBI's taxonomy places the organism in Eukaryota, Metazoa, Chordata, Mammalia, Rodentia, Cricetidae. The record is from RefSeq and is a predicted model, not a curated record. Gene Ontology annotation, molecular function: protein binding. Bases 479 to 1819 code for a protein of 446 amino acids. The transcript has 2 exons. Gene Ontology annotation, cellular component: plasma membrane.